Eruca vesicaria subsp. sativa (arugula) is the source of this 2214-nucleotide messenger RNA. The record is from the annotation of a GenBank genome assembly. Lineage: Eukaryota; Viridiplantae; Streptophyta; Magnoliopsida; Brassicales; Brassicaceae.
AUGCCACUGACCGAACUAGUUUCCUCCGUCGUCCAACUCACACGGAAAUGCGUUUCAACUACCGCACUAAAACGGGCGCGUCAGCUCCACGCUCUCAUCCUCACCGCCGGCGCAGCUUACGAAUCUCCGUAUACAAGCAACAACCUCAUCUCUAUGUACGUGAGAUGCGGCUCUCUAGAACAAGCGCGGAAAGUGUUCGACACAAUGCCUCAGAGAAACGUGGUUUCUUACAAUGCGCUCUACUCAGCGUAUUCCCGGAACCAAAGCUACGCAAGUUACGCAUUUGGUCUCAUAACCCAUAUGGAAUCUGAGUCUUUGAAGCCCAACAGCUCAACUUUCACUAGCUUAGUGCAGGUUUGCGCUUUACUUGAGGAUGUCUUGAUGGGGUCAUCGUUACAUUCGCAGAUUAUAAAGCUUGGUUUUUUAGACAAUUUAGUUGUCCAGACAUCAGUUUUGGGGAUGUACUCCAGCUGUGGGGAGUUAGAAUAUGCGAGGAGAAUGUUUGAGUGUGUAAAGGAUGGAGAUGCGGUGACUUGGAACACGAUGAUAUCUGGGAGCUUGAGAAAUGAUAAGAUAGAAGAAGGGCUUGUGUUCUUUAGAAGCAUGUUGAUGUCUGGUGUUGUUCCAACGCAGUUCACGUAUUCAAUGGUUCUGAACGCUUGUAGUAAGUUGGGAAGCUAUUCACUGGGUAAACUAACCCAUGCCUGGAUAAUAGUCUCGGAUUGUUUAACUGAUUCCCCAGUAGAAAAUGCACUUCUUGACAUGUAUUGUAGUUGUGGGGACAUGAAAGAAGCACUCUUUGUGUUUAAGAGGAUUCGUAACCCAAAUUUGGUUGCAUGGAACUCGAUUAUCUCGGGUUGCGCAGAGAAUGGAUUCGGAGAGGAAGCGAUUCUUAUGUAUGGAAUGUUACAGAGGAGGUCCACACUAAGGCCAGAUGAAUAUACUUUCUCUGCUGUUAUAUGUGCGACAGGGGAGCCAGAAAGAUUCAUUCAUGGAAAGCUUCUCCAUGGACAGGUAAUGAAACUAGGAUAUGAAAGGAGUGUUUUUGUUGGAACAACACUCUUGUCCGUGUACUUCAAGAACGAGGAACCCGAGUCUGCUCAGAAGGUGUUUGGUGUGAUUACAGAGAGGGAUCUUGUUCUGUGGACUGAGAUGAUAGUAGGGCAUACAAGACUAGGAAACAGCGAGUGUGCUGUCCAAUUCUUUGUUGAAAUGUACAGAGAAAACAAUAGAACUGAUGGUUUUUCCCUGAGCAGUGUCUUAGGAGCAUGUUCAGACAUGGCAUUGCUAAGACAAGGUGAAGCGUUUCAUUCUCUUGCCGUAAAGACAGGAUUCGAUAGUGUUAUGUCCGUAUGUGGAGCCCUAGUAGACAUGUAUGGGAAAACCGGGAAAUGUGAUGUUGCAGAAUCAGUAUUCUCUCUUGUUUCAAAUCCAGAUUUGAAAUGUUGGAACUCAAUGCUAGGAGCUUAUUGUCAGCAUGGAAUGUUAGAAAAGUCUCUGAGUUUCGUUGAACAGAUCCUACAAAACGGUGUCACGCCUGAUGCAGUAACGUACUUAUCUUUACUCGCAGCCUGCAGCCACAGCGGAUCAACUCAGCAAGGUAAGUUCCUGUGGAACCAAAUGAAAGAAAGAGGCAUCAGAGCAGGGUUCAAGCACUAUUCUUGCAUGGUGAAUUUGGUAUCAAAAGCUGGGUUAGUAGACGAGGCACUGGAACUGAUACAAGAAUCUCUUCCUGGAAACAACCAAACAGAGCUCUGGAGAACUCUGCUAAGCGCAUGUGUCAACACAAAACACUUGCAGAUGGGACUAUACGCGGCUGAGCAGAUCCUGAGGCUUGAUCCAGAAGACACUGCAACAUACAUACUACUGUCGAAUCUUUAUGCGGUGAAAGGGAGAUGGGAGGAUGUUGCAGAGAUGAGAAGGAAGAUUAGAGGAUUAGCUUCUGCCAAAGAUCCAGGAUUGAGCUGGAUUGAAGUGAACAACAACAAUACGCAAGUUUUCUCCUCUGGGGAUCAGUCUAACCCAGAAGUAAUUCAAGUGCAACAUGAAUUACAUAGGUUAAAGACUGAUAUGUUGUGUAGAUCAUCAUCAUCAGCAAUUGAACAAUUCCUUACAAGACCUGACUGUUUAGAUUACGAGCUGCUCUAAACAAGUAUCCUCAUUUCAACACUAAAUCACUUGUUCAAGAACUGUAAUAACAGAGUCCAAUUUAAC